This is a messenger RNA of Cannabis sativa, 3603 nucleotides long. Its product is annotated as pentatricopeptide repeat-containing protein At5g27270. The transcript has 8 exons. The record is from RefSeq and is a predicted model, not a curated record. Lineage: Eukaryota; Viridiplantae; Streptophyta; Magnoliopsida; Rosales; Cannabaceae. Bases 105 to 3302 code for a protein of 1065 amino acids. Gene Ontology annotation, molecular function: protein binding.
UUUCAAACAAUAAAUUAAUUAAAAUAUCCAUAAAAAUUUACAGAGAGCAAAGCUUCUUUCUUCCAUGGAAAACUAAAAUAAAGCUUUCAACUUCAAACUCAACAAUGGAGUCUCUCACUCUCAGCUCCUCCUUCCUCUACAACAAUCUCUUCACACCAUCACCAAUCUCAUCCAAACCCAAACCCAAACCCAAAACCCCAAUCCCAAUCCACUCCUCCAUCACACCAGACCCAUGGACACUCAGCUCAGGCGACCCAACCAGACCCAAACCCAAAUCCAAAAACCCCAAAAACCCACUUUCAGACGACAACGCUCGCCGCAUAAUCAAAGCCAAAGCUAGGUACUUGAGUCACCUAAGGAAGAACCAGGGCCCUCAAGCUCAAACACCCAAGUGGAUUAAGAGAACCCCUGAACAGAUGGUUCAGUACUUGGAAGAUGAUAGAAAUGGUGGGCUUUAUGGGAAACAUGUUGUGGCUGCCAUUAAAAAGGUUAGGUCUUUAUCUCAGAAGGUUGAAGGUGAGUAUGAUAUGAGAUUGGUUAUGGGUUCUUUUGUUGGGAAGCUUAGCUUUAGAGAGAUGUGUAUUGUGUUGAAGGAGCAAAAGGGUUGGAAGCAAGUUAGGGAUUUUUUCAAUUGGAUGAAAUUGCAGUUAAGCUACCGGCCAAGUGUUAUUGUGUACACCAUUGUUUUGAGGAUAUAUGGGCAAGUUGGUAAGAUAAAGAUGGCUGAAGAUACUUUCUUGGAGAUGCUUGAAGCUGGAUGUGAGCCAGAUGAAGUUGCUUGUGGUACCAUGUUAUGUACAUAUGCUAGAUGGGGUCGUCAUAAGGCUAUGCUUUCGUUUUACUCUGCUAUUCGCGAACGGGGAAUUGUAAUGUCUGUUGCAGUUUACAAUUUCAUGUUGUCCUCGUUGCAGAAGAAGUCACUACAUCGAAAUGUCAUUGAAGUUUGGGAGCAAAUGAUGGAACAAGGAGUGGUUCCUAAUAGUUUUAGUCAUACUGUAGUUAUCGGUUCACUUGUUAAAGAGGGUUGUUUAGAGGAAGCUCUUACGAAUUUUCAUGAGAUGAGGAGUGUUGGGCUUGUUCCCGAGGAGGUUUCGUAUAGCCAGCUAAUAAGUUUGUGUACUAAACGUGGUAAGUGGGGUGAAGCGCUUAGAAUAUACGAUGACAUGAAGGAUCAGAGAUUAGUACCGAGUCGCUAUACAUGUGCUUCUCUAUUAACACUGUAUUACAAGAAUGAAGAUUAUUCUAAAGCCUUGUCUCUCUUCUCGGAGAUGGAACGAAAUAAAAUUGCAGCAGAUGAAGUUAUUUAUGGUUUACUCAUUAGGAUAUAUGGAAAGCUUCGUCUGUAUGAAGAUGCUCGUAGAGCGUUUGAAGAGACUAAACAGCUCGGUUUACUUAGUGAUGAGAAAACAUAUUUAGCAAUGGCGCAAGUUCAUCUUGGUUCAGGGGAUUUUGGGAAAGCUUUAGAAGUUAUUGAACUAAUGAAGUCUAGAAACAUUUGGUUAUCAAGAUUUGCUUAUAUUGUUUUGUUGCAGUGUUAUGUUAUGAAGAAAGAUUUAACUUCUGCUGAAGUAGCAUUUCAGGCUCUUUCGAAGACCGGACACCCUGAUGCUGGUUCUUGCAAUGAUAUGCUCAAUUUGUAUUCGGGAUUAAAUUUGAUGGAAAAGGCAAAGAGUUUCAUUGCCCAGAUGAGGGAAGAUAAAGUACACUUCGACGAGCAGCUUUGCAAGACAGUUAUCAAAAUUUAUUGCAAGGAGGGAAUGAUUACAGAUGUUAGACAGUUGAUAGAAGAGAUGGGUAUGAAUGAAGUAUUGAAGAAUAAUAAAUUUAUCCAAACAGUUACCUCUGUAUGCAAACAUAAGGGAGAUGAACAACUUGAUGGAAAAUUAUUGGCGUUUGACCAACCCGACACGGUGGCUCUCGGUCUUGUGAUUGAUAUGUAUAUGGCAGAUGGGAAUGUUAAGGAUACAAAAAAUGUUUUGGCAGGGUUGGUUGAGAAUCCCGAUGGUGUAUCGAUUGCUAAUCAGCUUGUUGGUAACUUCAUUAGAGAAGGUGAUGCAUUUAAAGCUAGAGCACUCAUUUAUCAAUUUAACGAGCUAGGCUGCAGACCGGAAGAUGCCACAGUUUGUUCGUUGAUUAGUUUGUAUGCAAAGCAACACAAGUUGAAACAGGCCGAAGAAGUCUUUCACGCGUUUGCUGAUUCACCUGCAACGAAAAAUUCAUUAUGCAAGUCUAUGCUUGAUGCAUAUGUCAAAUGUGGUAAAGCAGAGAAGGCAUUCUCACUUUACAAACAAGCUAUUACCGAGACAGGGAAUUGUCUUGACGCGGUUUCUAUCAGCAUUCUCGUGAAUUCUUUAUCGAGCAAUGGCAAUCAUCAAGAAGCUGAGAUUGUCAUCCGCCAAAGUCUUGAAGGACACAAGGAGCUUGAUACCGUGGCAUUCAAUACCUUCAUCAAGGCUAUGUUGGAUGCAGGUAGAUUGCAUUUCGCGUCCUGUAUUCAUGAGCACAUGCUUUCGAGCGGGGUUUCUCCAUCAAUUCAGACAUUCAACACAAUGAUCAGUGUGUAUGGACGAGGGCGAAAGCUGGAAAGAGCUACCGAGAUGUUCAAUACCGCCCGCAGGAUGGGUCUGUCUUUGGAUGAGAAGGCAUAUAUGAACAUGAUUAGCUGUUAUGGGAAAGCUGGUAAAAGGCGUGAAGCGUCCUUACUCUUCGGUGAAAUGCUAGAAAAAGGAAUUAAACCCGGACUGAUCAGCUACAAUAUUAUGAUGAAUGUGUUUGCGACCGGAGGACUUCAUCAAGAAGCAGAGCAGCUUUUCAAAGCCAUGGAAAGAGAUGAUUGCUCACCUGACUCCUUCACAUACCUGUCCUUAGUUCGAGCAUACACCGAGUCCUUGCAGUACUCGGACGCUGAAGAAACAAUCAAUUCUAUGCAGAAAAUCGGUAUUGUUGCUUCCUGUUCACAUUUUAACCUCUUACUUUCUGCUUUUGCAAAAGAGGGUCUCAUGGUGGAAGCAGAAAGGAUCUAUCGAAAACUGCUUGGAGUUGGUUUGAACCCCGAUUUGGCAUGCUAUCGGAGCAUGAUGAGAGGGUAUAUGGACUAUGGACAUGUGACAGUAGGCAUCAAAUUUUUCGAACAUAUAAGCGAGAAUGUGAAUGCAGACAGGUUCAUUUUGAGUGCAGCUGUGCAUUUUUACAGGUCGGCUGGAAACGAAAUAAAAGCUGCAAGUGUUUUGGAUUCGAUGAGGCAUUUGGGUGUUGGAUUUCUAGAAAAUCUGGAAAUCGGUUCGAAGCUAAAAUCUUCUUGAUUAUGUCAGAAUGAACUCUAUGGAAGUGAUGAGCCUCCUUUGUAGCAUUUGUACAAAUGACAGCAUUAUUGAAUGAUUCAUUGGGUUGUAAAAUGAUGGUCUGUCUGUAGUGUAUAGUUCAUAGAUAUAUGAAUGUGAAUGUUAGGUGAUUAUUUUCAAAGGCCAUUUAAAGGCUUUAAAAGACAAGACUGAUGUACAUUCUUCUUGUAUUUUUGUUGUAACUUGUAACCUUUCAAGGCAAAAGAAAGAAAGAAAAAAUCUGAAAUAAUAUUAAGGCUAAUUAGAAUUUUUGUUCCUUAAA